Molecule: messenger RNA, 1958 nt
Organism: Uranotaenia lowii
Lineage: Eukaryota; Metazoa; Arthropoda; Insecta; Diptera; Culicidae
Product: alpha-tocopherol transfer protein-like
Exons: 4
Coding region: 512-1453 (313 amino acids)
Cellular component (GO): membrane
Molecular function (GO): phosphatidylinositol bisphosphate binding
Source: RefSeq, a predicted model, not a curated record
GGGAGCAUCCCUUUGAGCGAACGGCUGCUCGUAUCUUGUAACUUUGUGCUGUGACUAAUAGAAGAGCUACUAACUAAUACUACUGCUAUAUAGAAGGAACCGUUGCGAAUGAUUAAAGCUUAGUUUCGUUCCAGAAGUGGCACUGAGCACAACUUUUUUAUAUGUGCAUUACCGAUUGAUUCGUGGACCUCUCACAAAAACGUGCGGAAAAAAACAAGUGAUUCAGUAGUGGCUCCAGCAAGUAGAACGAGCAAGACUCCCAUUGAUAAGCUGCUGAUUGGAAGCACAAAAAACCGGAGCACAGGAAUCUAUAUCUGUGAAGUGAAAGAGAAAGCUAGAAAGUGGUGAAAAACAUUACUGAUAAGCAAAUUGAAUCCAGCAUAUUUUGAAAACUUUGCUGAAAAUUCUUAAAAAAAAAUAAAAACAAAUUUACCUGACAGCCGGCAGCCAGUCAGGAUAUCGGAAGUUUAUUGUAGCGGCUCGUUACCAUAAACAGUAAGGAGUUCCGACGAUGCUUUCGGAGGUGGACGAGCUGCCCUCGGUCCAGCUGGGCGACUAUGUGCUGCGCUUCGAGCUGGAAGAUUUGACGCCCUUCGGCAGGAAGGUCGCCCAGGAAGAACUUCGCGAGACGCCGGAGAUCAAGGCCCAGGCCGUCGAGGAGUUGCGGGAAAUGUUGAAGGCACAAGACGAGCUGGUGGUGCCAUCCGAUAAUGAAGCCUGGUUGGUCCGUUUUUUGCGACCCUGCAAAUUCUACCCGAAAAGUGCUUAUGAGCUGAUCCAGCGAUACUAUCAGUUCAAGGUCAAACACGCCGAUAUGUAUAUGGAUUUGAGCCCGUCACGCGAGACCAACAUCUUCAAGCAGAACAUUUUGGCCGUAUUUCCCAACCGGGACCAGUUGGGACGCCGAAUCUUGCUGAUCGAGUUGGGCAAACGCUGGAAGCACAAGGAAGUCACCCUGGACGAGGUGUUCAAGGGUUGCGUUCUGUUCCUGGAGGCCGCCAUGUUGGAACCGGAAACGCAAGUUCACGGAGCCGUCGUUAUCUUCGACAUGGAUGGCCUAUCGUUGCAGCAAGCUUGGCAGUUUACACCACCCUUUGCCAUGCGCAUUGUAGACUGGCUGCAAGACGCCAUGCCGCUGCGUAUCAAAGGCAUUGAAAUCGUGAAUCAGCCUAAGAUCUUCAACAUGGUGUUUGCUCUGUUCAAGCCUUUCCUGCGUGACAAGCUGCGUGGGCGAAUCGUGUUCCAUGGAACGGAUCGCGAAUCGCUCUACAAGCACAUCUCCCAGGAAUGUUUGCCACCUUGCUACGGAGGCACUGUCGACGCUCCCAGAGUUCAGGGCGAACAGUGGUACGAACUGUUGAUCAAGUGCGAUAACGAGUACAUCGCUAUCAACCAGUACGGCAACGUUAAGGCAAUGGAGGAAAUCCGAAAUAAGAAGAACAAAAAGAAGUAAACCUGUGUCUGUGCCAUAGGCCGAUGGGACCAAAGGAUACCCGGAACGAUAAUGUGAUGCUUGUACCAGACUAAGAAUGAAUCCAAGACUAAAGCCAUUAGUUCUCUUAUUACGUAUUUAUGAACAACAACAAACAAAAAAAAGAGAAAAAAAAACAAAACAAUCUGAGCUCAAACAUUCCUAUUUUAAAGUGUUUUAAUUUAUGUUCACCUACUCGAAUGUAUUUAGCGUUUAAAUUGAACACCGCUCACCAACAUAUUUUUGGGAGCAAAAGUGGUGCAAGAGCAUAAUUUUUGUUAAGGUUAGGUUAUGUGUACAGUUUAUAUUUGGUGGUUACUAAGUUAUGAGCAAUUUUACACGAACAAGUAAGUCUACGACCCCGAUGAGCAUAUAAAAUAGAGAGAAAGUGAAAAACAAUCUCAUGACGUACUUUUUAAGUUUAGAACAUUACAGUGUACUGUAAAUAGAUUGUUGUGUUAACAUCAAUAAAUUGUUUAAAUCCGAA